Messenger RNA from Gopherus evgoodei (Goodes thornscrub tortoise), 2774 nucleotides. RefSeq names its product SKI family transcriptional corepressor 2 (gene SKOR2). Gene Ontology annotation, cellular component: transcription regulator complex; nucleus. The coding region runs from base 126 to 2774 and encodes 882 amino acids. Lineage: Eukaryota; Metazoa; Chordata; Testudines; Testudinidae. The record is from RefSeq and is a predicted model, not a curated record. Gene Ontology annotation, biological process: negative regulation of BMP signaling pathway; negative regulation of transcription by RNA polymerase II. The transcript has 8 exons. Gene Ontology annotation, molecular function: RNA polymerase II cis-regulatory region sequence-specific DNA binding; SMAD binding; DNA-binding transcription factor activity, RNA polymerase II-specific.
CUUCCCUCUCCCCCACCCUCCUUUUUGAGUGCCCCCCUGGAAGCCGGUCAGGAGGACACACAUGUAAAGAGCACCGUGAUUGAGGAGUGGGCCACAGAAGACUCCCGAGGCUGAGCGCUGAAGAGAUGGCGACAAGCCCCCGGUCAGGACCUACGGACAUCCUGCUCUCCUCCCCCUCCAAUACCUACCAGCCGGACUCCAUGAGCCAGCAGAGAGCCAGCCACGCCAGCAUGAAGCCUAACCAAGUGGGCCAGGUGAUUUUGUACGGGAUCCCCAUCGUGUCUUUGGUGAUCGACGGCCAGGAGCGGCUGUGCCUGGCGCAGAUCUCCAACACCCUGCUGAAGAACUUCAGCUACAACGAGAUCCACAACAGGAGGGUGGCGCUGGGCAUCACCUGCGUGCAGUGCACCCCGGUGCAGCUGGAGAUCCUGCGGCGGGCCGGGGCCAUGCCCAUCUCUUCCCGCCGCUGCGGCAUGAUCACCAAGCGGGAAGCGGAGCGGCUCUGCAAGUCCUUCCUGGGGGAGAACCGGCCCCCUAAGCUGCCGGACAACUUCGCUUUCGACGUGUCCCACGAGUGCGCCUGGGGCUGCCGGGGCAGCUUCAUCCCGGCCCGCUACAACAGCUCCCGGGCCAAGUGCAUCAAGUGCAGCUACUGCAGCAUGUACUUCUCGCCCAACAAGUUCAUCUUCCACUCCCACCGCACGCCGGAGGCCAAGUACACGCAGCCCGACGCCGCCAACUUCAACUCCUGGCGCCGCCACCUCAAGCUGACGGACAAGAGCCCCCAGGACGAGCUGGUCUUCGCCUGGGAGGACGUCAAGGCCAUGUUCAACGGCGGGAGCCGCAAGCGGGCCCUGCCGUCCGCCCCGCCCCAGCCAGGCGCGGCGGCGGCCGCCCAGUGCCACCCGCUGGGCUCUGUCAAGGCGGCGGCCGCGGUGGUGGGCGGCGGGCUGCUGAGCCCGCACCUGCUGGGGGCGCCGCCGCCGGAGCUGCAGCAGAAGCGGGCGCGCUUCGAGGAGGACGAGGAGCUGGAGGCGGGCGGCGGCGGCGGCAAGAGCCAGCGGAGCUACCCGGUCAUCCCGGUGCCCAGCAAGGGCUCCUUCGGCGGCGUGCUGCACAAGCUGCCCGGCUGCGGCGGCCUCUUCCCGCACCCCUACGGCUUCCCCGCCGCCGCCUUCGGCCUCUGCCACAAGAAGGAGGAGGGCGCGGCCGGCGAGGCCCACAAGGCGGCCGGCGGCCUCUCGGGCCUCUUCUGGCCCGGCCGGAAGGAAGCUGCCUUCUACCCGCCCUUCUGCAUGUUCUGGCCGCCCCGCGCCCCCGGCGGCCUGCCGGUGCCCACCUACCUGCAGCCGCCGCCGCCGCCGCAGCCGCCCAGCGCCCUCAGCUGCUCCCUAGGCGACAGCCCCGGGCUGCUGCGCCAGGCCUUCCUGGACCUGGCCGAGCCCAGCGGCGAGGCGGCGGCCGCCGGGCUGGGCACCCCCCCGGCCGCGGCCGCUCCAGCUCCAGCUCCCGCUCCCCCGGCCAGCGGCGCCGGCAGCGCCAGCGGCAGGGACCCGCUCUUCGAGACGCCCCCUGGCGGCGGGGACGCCGGGUCCCCCGCGGCGGAGGCGGGCGGCGGGGGCAGGGUGCCGGCUCGCCACCCCCACCUGCUGGAGGGCCAGGCCGGCCGCAAGGCGGGCAGCGGCUACCACCACUCCAGCGCCUUCCGGCCGGUCGGGGGCAAGGAGGACUCGGAGAGCCUGGCCAAGCUGCACGGGGCCAGCGGCGGGCCCCACCUCCCGGGCUCCCCGCUGCUGCUGCUGCAGGAGGAGCCGGGCUGCGAGCGCCACCCGCCCCAGCCCCCCCACCGCCUCCUCUCCCCCGGCGGCACCAGCUGCAGCUACCCCAGCGAGGAGAGCAGCGAGGAAGAGGAGGAGGACGAGGAGGAAGAGCAGGAGGUGGACGUGGAGGGGCACAAGCAGCCGGAGGAGGAGGAGCAGGAGGGGGACCAAGGGGUGGACGCCCUAGGGGGGAGCAGCCGGUACCUCCAGAGCCGGGGACUGACGGAGAAAGGAGGAGGCAGCAGGGACCGGGCUGCUGCUACUGGCCUCUUCCCCAUCAACUCCUCCAGGCAGCAGCAAGAGGAGAAACUAGGGGACACCACUGCAGAGCUGCAUCCUCCUCCCCCUGGCCCCCCGAAAAGGGGGAAUAGCAGCAGCAGCAGCAGCCCAGUGCACCAUCCAUCACUGGAGGAGCAGCCCUCCUACAAAGAUAAUCAGAAAAGCAAGGAAGGUAACCAAGUCAUUUUGGCUACAAAAGAGGACAGUAACUUUUCAGAUAAGAACAAAGAGCAUAAUUUUUUCAUCACAGAAGAGCCUUCAGGAGGAGACUUCUGGCAAGAUAUAGCAGGUGAGCACAUACAAGAAACCAAUUCACCUCAUUCACUGAAGAAGGAUGUAGAAAACAUGGGGAAAGAAGAACUUCAGAAGGUUUUGUUUGAACAAAUAGAUUUACGGAGGAGAUUAGAACAGGAAUUUCAAGUGUUGAAAGGAAACGCUUCUUUCCCAGUAUUCAAUAAUUUUCAAGAUCAGAUGAAACGGGAGCUGGCAUACAGAGAAGAAAUGGUGCAGCAGUUACAAAUUGUAAGUUGGUCAUCGGCGCUUAUUAAUUUGACUGAAAAAUGGUUGUCCUAUGUAUCCAAAGCCAGCUUUCCAAAGGGACCUGAAACUAGCCACUGCUUGUGCAUAUGCACAAAAAAGCAUGCAAUUUUUGUGCUCUGUUACUUAUCCAUAUAA